CUGCCUCCAUCCCUCUAUGGGCCUCCCAGCUUCUCCAUCAUCACCUCCUUCUCCCAAUGAGCUCAGGUCCAUCGCUAUAGCAACUGGUUGCCACGGGUGACGAGACACAGCCAGCGCCAGCGAGCAUCUUCCCCUCAGUUGUUGUCGAAAGGCAGGCGGAGAAGAGAGAAAGGCGAGGCGCCAGCAGAGCGACGGAGAGAGACACUGAAGAGCUUUCUGCCUUGUCAAAGUAAAACCCGCCAAAUGUUCAGGAAGAUGUAAAAACAACAAGCGGCUCAAGUCGCCCGGAUUGCUCUAUCUCUGCUUCAGUCUCUGGAGAAGCUGCGAGAAGAUGGUAACAACUUGUUCACACAGGAAAGUGUCGCUUCAGCUCUCGGCAUCAUCGGAGUUCAGGUGGUGACCCCGACGCCAAAAAACACAAAAAACAACCAGCGGCACCGGCACCCGACGCCGCCGCCGCCUCUGCACGAAAUCUCAAUCAAUUUGACUCCUCUGCUGUAAAGAUGGUUUUCAGUGGACAGAUGAGGAUGUUCCCGAACUGAACCAGUCAGAACCAUCGUCUGAACAUGGCGGACGACUUCUACAGCAGCACCUUCUCAGCCUCUGAAUCGGACUUCCCCUCCUCCUCCUCCUCUUCCUCCGCCUCCUUCCUCACGCUCGAACAGAGGGCGGCUUUCGUCUUCGUCCUCAUCCUCUUCAUUUUCCUCGGCCUACUGAUCGUCCGCUGCUUCCGGAUCCUUUUGGACCCGUACCGUAGCAUGCCGUCGUCUACCUGGACGGACUACAUGGAGAAGGACACGUUCGAUUACCGGAUUUCCUGACAGGCAGCCUGAGAGGCAGCAACCCUGACAACUCAAUGCGUAAACUGAGGCAACGAUCACAUUGACCAAUGACGGCACCAACACUGAUGCACAUUUUCUUACUUCUGCUUGUUCUACAAAUCAAUCAGAGCGAAAUGUAAUUAACUAUUAGUAAAAUAAAUCACAAUCAGCUGAAUCAGCUUUGGGUAAAAAACAAUUACUCUGUAAAAACACAAAAUCUUACCAAGUAAUUUUGGUCUAAUAUCUUCAAACUUCAAAUAAGACAAAUCUAACUUGAAAGUAACUUCUUGUUUUAAGUAAAUAAUAUAAGUUAAAUAAUUUGUCAAUUUGACAAUAUUGACAAAAACGUUCCACUGGCAGAUUACUUCACUUGUAACACAAGAAAAAUUUAUUGUUUUAAAGUGAAAAAAUUUGCCAGUGCAACUAGAACUGGUUGCUAGGAGAUGGGCGGGGCUUGGCUGGGGUUGCUAGGUAACGGCUUUAGUUCUCUUGGCCAAUGAAACUAGAAUUUAUUCAUCAAUAUCAAGGAAUUAUUUACU
Molecule: messenger RNA, 1360 nt
Organism: Poecilia latipinna (sailfin molly)
Lineage: Eukaryota; Metazoa; Chordata; Actinopteri; Cyprinodontiformes; Poeciliidae
Product: cortexin-3-like
Exons: 2
Coding region: 567-821 (84 amino acids)
Source: RefSeq, a predicted model, not a curated record